Candidozyma haemuli is the source of this 855-nucleotide messenger RNA. RefSeq names its product cyclin (gene PCL2). Bases 1 to 855 code for a protein of 284 amino acids. Lineage: Eukaryota; Fungi; Ascomycota; Pichiomycetes; Serinales; Metschnikowiaceae. The transcript has a single exon. Gene Ontology annotation, biological process: regulation of cyclin-dependent protein serine/threonine kinase activity. Gene Ontology annotation, cellular component: cyclin-dependent protein kinase holoenzyme complex; nucleus. The record is from RefSeq and is a predicted model, not a curated record. Gene Ontology annotation, molecular function: cyclin-dependent protein serine/threonine kinase regulator activity; protein kinase binding.
AUGUCGGACUACGAAGCUCUUAAGGUCUUCUCCAGACAACCAGUGUCUCAAGAAAUGGUUGAGUUUUUGGCUGCCACUACGUGUUCUGUCAUCCAGGUGAAGCCUGUUGUCAAUCCUAAAAGCCUUCAGGGCCUGAUGGUUGUUACUCCUGUGACCAAAGAGGCGGUUCCUUUGACCCAGUUUAUUUCCAAGUUGAUUGAAUAUUCAAAUGUGCAAACGCCCACUCUCAUGGCUGCCUUGGUAUACUUGAACAGACUCAGAAAUGCUUUGCCAGGCAACGCUGUGGGUAUUGAAACCACCCGCCACCGUAUCUUUUUGGCUUCUCUCAUCUUGAGUGCCAAAUCCCUUAAUGAUUCCAGUCCGUUGAAUAAGCACUGGACAAAGUACACUGACGGUCUCUUGUCCAAUAAGGAUGUCAACUCGGCUGAACGUGAACUUAUUGGCAUUUUAAAGUGGAACUUGAAUGUCGAUGAGCAGGAACUCGUGGCUGCUUUGCAACCUUUCCUUACCAGAAUCAAAAAGGACCUCCAGAGAAAGCACGAACUCGAGUGCAACGCCAAAUCAGAAUACUACCGCAUGUCGAGCUUCUACUCCAGCAACUCGCUUGCCUCGUCUCGUUCUUCCUCCAAGAGUUCCAUCUUUUCUGCUUCCAACUAUUCCCUUAGGAGUGCUGCUUCGAGCUCCCAAAACCUUGCUUCUGAAAACGAUCCAGCUUACAUGGCUCCUUCCAGCAGCAGAAUGCCUUUAGCUGCAAGACUGUCAACUGCACUUAACCAGAUGCACAAGAACAGUUUCUACAAGACCACAGACACAUCAGUACGCUCAGGCGGACUUUUGCCUUCUGCUGUUGUCUAG